AUGGAGGCCACAGCCACCACGCUCCUGCGUCCAGCAGCCCGACGGUGCCUCAACAUCCCCCUCAAGCCCCAGGUCCGCACAAAGGCAACAGCCUCCCGCACAAAGCGCGCCCUCAACAUCCCCCCUCACUCGUCCUUCCUUGCCGCCACCGAGGCAGGCAUCGAGCAGGAUACCAUCGUCUUCAACCCGCCCUCGGCUGCGCCCUCGGUCUACCACACCCCCUUCAAGUUCCUGCCCAAGAACGACCCGCGGCGGCGGGCGAACCUAGCAUCGCUCCUCUCCUCCUCAUCACUACAGAAAACCGAAAUCGGCGACCUCCCCGAAGUGGCCGCCCCCAAGGCCAUGUUCGACCGCGACCCCAUCACCAAGGAAGAAGUCGAGGAGAUGCGGAUGCUGCGGUCCACAGACCCCUACAAGUGGUCCGUCAAGGCCCUGAGCGAGAAAUACCAAAUCCCGACUGGAUUUGUAGUCGCAUGCUGCCAGGCACCCAGGGAAAAGAUCGACUUUGAGAGGCGGAAGUUUGAGCUGUCACAGCAGCGGUGGGGUCCCACCAAGAGGAAGGCCAUGGAGGACAGGCACAGGAGGAACCAGAUGUUGCUGCGGGGAGAGAUAUGA
Cryphonectria parasitica EP155 is the source of this 615-nucleotide messenger RNA. RefSeq lists its product as uncharacterized. NCBI's taxonomy places the organism in Eukaryota, Fungi, Ascomycota, Sordariomycetes, Diaporthales, Cryphonectriaceae. Bases 1 to 615 code for a protein of 204 amino acids. The transcript is spliced from 2 exons. Gene Ontology annotation, molecular function: structural constituent of ribosome. The record is from RefSeq and is a predicted model, not a curated record. Gene Ontology annotation, cellular component: mitochondrial large ribosomal subunit.